Molecule: messenger RNA, 690 nt
Organism: Saccoglossus kowalevskii
Lineage: Eukaryota; Metazoa; Hemichordata; Enteropneusta; Harrimaniidae
Molecular function (GO): protein binding
Source: RefSeq, a predicted model, not a curated record
AUGGUCAGCAUACCAGAUUGGGGCAAAUUUGCCCGCUCGAUAGAAUCGCCAACUAAAAUUGCUAACGUGGAAUCGAGAUUAGAGAGGAUACGCCAGGAGAAAUUCUACAAAGAAGCCGAAGAGAGGGGUUAUUUAGUGACGCUUUCCAAAAGUAUGCUCAGGGAAAACUGCAUCAAAAAUCCUAAAAGUGAAACGCUGAGAAGUAUCCAAAUGGUGCGAUUGGUAGGCGUACACCUCAGAGAUAUAGGUUGUAUAUACACUUGUAAAAGACUUCGGAUAUGCAUACUACAUUCUAAUUAUAUUAAUAAAUUCGAUGCUCUGAUAGCUUGUCCUGAAUUGGUUAAAUUGGACCUUCAUAGCAAUCAGAUAUCUAUUCUUCCUGGUGUUGAGUUCUGGGAAAACCUAAGUGAACUACGAAUACUUCAUCUUCAUAACAACCUGAUUGGACGACUUGAGCAUCUGCAGAGCCUUGCUGCCUGUCAGCAACUUGAUGCACUUACAUUGUAUGAUACACCAGUCAGCUUAAAGAGAGCCUACAGACAUCAUGUUGUGAAUAGCAUUUGGUCGUUGAGGGCGCUAGACAAGCAUGUGGUAUCAGAUGAAGAAAUCAUUGAAGAUGCCACAUUUGGUGGAAUGUUUUCAGCCAUCAGUCCACAUUUCUACAUUGACUUGAUGCCACCAUCAAGAAAG